This is a messenger RNA of Aspergillus niger, 1731 nucleotides long. RefSeq lists its product as uncharacterized. Bases 1 to 1731 code for a protein of 576 amino acids. The record is from RefSeq and is a predicted model, not a curated record. Lineage: Eukaryota; Fungi; Ascomycota; Eurotiomycetes; Eurotiales; Aspergillaceae. The transcript has 3 exons.
AUGUCCGUCCGCAGCAAUUUGUCGGACAGAGUGCCCUACGCGAUGCCGUUUCUUGCCGGUAGUUCACUGACGAGUCCUGUUCGUUUGCUGAAUUCCAAGGUGGAUGCAACUAUCUUAGAUGAUCGGCUGGCAAGAAUCUACCAUGCCAUCAUCACGGGAUGUGCUUCUCGGUUUGUAGACUACGACUGCAAUCUGUAUGCAACGACGUCACACUAUCGAUUGCAAAGUUGGAGUGAAGGGUCGUCGCAAAGGCAUACGCCUGCUACCUUGGAUAAUUCUACAAACACACCGUUUACUAAUACCCCUGCUUCGGUUGCACAGCUAAAUGCCAUCUCCUUCCCGGAUUCGGAGAUGCCAUCAAAUGAUGUCUCCUGCACGUUCACUGUCAUCGGGGCCGUCCGUUUCCUUGAUCAUUUCGCUGGUCUCUACGGCAAUCGACUCAGUGCAACCGCGCGUAGACAGUCUGAUGCCGCGCUAAAAUCAGUGCUUCGCACAUUCUCCCUUCAGUGGCUACCUAGCGAGAGUACAUCAGCAGCUGAUAGUAUCUCGCAGGACAGUAUUCACGGGAUACCCACGAGCGAGGCAUCCAAGAACGCAUUCUACGAUUCUUGGUUUCAGGCACGGGAGAUUAUCUCACAAGCACAGUCUGUCCGAUCGUUCAGGGUCGUCUAUGCUAUCCUGCUCUUUUGUGGAAUCACCAUACCGGCUAAAGCUCCAGUCGAGUCAGCCCGCAAAUUCCUUGACAGCGGCCUGCAAAGCCUUUGUUCGCUGAAUGAGCUUAUCAGGCAACACUGUCAUACUCUUGGAGCACACUCCAUAUACAGUGGUCUGCUGGAAGCCAGUCUCAAUGCCGUGCAUUGGGGUGGAUACAUUCGUGACCUUGGGGCAUCACUCACCACGAAUCGUCCAUGCAGACUGCCUAUUCCGGGUCACAGUAAAGUGCUUUUCAGUACUGGCUCGGUCUUGUCCACAUUCGAUUGGACCAAUGACCACUGUUUCCCGCCCGGUCUGGACGACAGCAUCGCAAGCAUUUGUCAAAAGGCAGUUGCUGAGGCGUUUUACAUCUGCAGACAGAUAAUCGAGGUCAAAAACCUACUACACUGCGAUGCGUCUUUGUUUUGCAUGGAGGAUGUUGCCUCAACAGUGGCAGCCGUGAGCAAGUUCAACCACCAGUUCCGCCCGUUCAUUAACUACUGCAUCAACAACCUGGAACGUCUUUCCUUACCCUCUAGGACAGCUUCCGUCUCGCUCGUAUUAUUUUGGGACCUGAGUACCCUCAUCUUAGCCGAGGCGUUGGCUCUCGACAGGGAGAGCGAUUCUGUUGACGACACUAUCAUCACAAGCAUGCGCAUUUAUCAAGCUGAAGCGGUGUCAUCAGUCACGAAAACAGUAGAAUGCGUGCUCUCGCUAGCGCCCGACUCCGCCUUCAACAUUGAAAACGGUCUUGAUGCCGAAGUCCCUCUCAUCGCCUAUCACAUUACCCCGAGCUUAACGGCAACGGUCUACCAAAAGUCCAUUGAGACCUUGAUGCACUUUCAGCAAUCGCCGCUCUAUACUGGAGAGAUAGUGGACGAGGAUUGGCAAUGUCAGGUUGAUAUUGUGCUGAAAGGUCUCAGCUCACUAGGCGUGACCGUUGGCGGAUCCGAGGCGGCCGAAAGAGUUUUGCAGUCACUAAUGCCGCGAUAUGGAGACAUUCUCUCUGAGUGCUGGACCUCUGAUUUUAGCACUUGA